AUGGCUAUCCUAAAGAGACUUUUCCAGGCCGAAAAAAGUUCAUCAGCAGACGCUGCUGAUUCAGAUGAAGCCCGGGGCCCACCAACUCAAGCUGUCAAUCCACUGCAGAGGUCCCUGAGCUUAAAUACUUCACGGCAGCUGGAUGCCGACGAACAUUUUCAAAGCAUUGAGAAACAGUUCCAAGAAUUGCACGCCCAAAUGCAGGCACGGCCUUUAUCUUCCCGCUCCCAUACUCCAUCCUGUCGUGCUUCAAGUCGUUUCACGCCGCGCAAUCCGCGACAUGUCGAUCUGCUAGAUGCCUUGUUCUCGUCACAUAGGUAUCAGAUGCAGAUAGUCAGUGCAUUAUCACCUACUACUCCUUUCAAUGAAGAUAUCGCUGAGCGCAAUAUGGUUCGAUUUCUUCAGGGACAGCCGCGGACGAAGAAGGCAUAUACCCGUAUCAUCUCGGCUCUUUAUCAAGAAGAUGUGGCGGACAGGAACAUUGCAAAGAAUCGAACGAACAAACGCACAAUAUCCCGAAGCGCUAGCUCUCGAUCGCAGCCUGCAUCAACACCAAGCGGUGAGGUAACUCAGUGUGAAGCCGGCCGCCAGUCUCUUCCAUGGGCCAAUGGGGGCAAAGUCACACCAUCAAGCUCACGGCCAGGUUCGAGCUCCUCGUCUCAACCUCGUUCUUUACGGGCCCACAGGUCGACGCCCAAUAUAACGGCUGAAUGUACAAAUGCGUCGGGAGAACAAUCCGCACCUAAUGGCGGAGGCUACUUGGACAUCCCUCCAGCCCACAAGCAAGGCGACCAAUGGAGCAACACACCGCUACCAGACAGUCCAACAUUACCUGUGCCAAUGACUCAAGGUCGAAAGAUGGGUUCAUCGGGAGAGAAGGGCACUCUUGAAGUGACGAUAAGAUCGCCGUCAACCCGCAGUAAUGACUCAUCUACAUCACCCAGACUCAACUCCAAGAGAAACGUCCGGGACCUUUCUAUCAACACGGAGUUAGCGGCUCGAGGAAAAUCUACGCCGAGGAUCUCGCACCGUGCAAUCCAGCCACCAACGCCUAGUAACUAUGAUAUCAAACAGAAUCCUAGCAUUGCCGAAGUCGUGAACAGCCCUGUAUCUCUCCUGACACCCGCGUUGAUGUUUCCUCUCCCCCCUUCAAACCAGAAGGCGGAGGUAAUGGGCAUGUUCAAGCAGGCUUUUAAUUCCCCCGCAGGAGCUAUUUCGCCCCAUCCCACCUUUGAGACUCUACAAGACGCAAUAGUUCGAGAGAUUAACUCUCAUGAAGCUUUCCGACGGGUACCUGUCCCUGAGACAGGUCCUCUCUUUACGCCGUCCCCAUCUCAGGAUACCUUUGAUCGAGACGAGAUCUCGGCAACUCGAGGGCUCAUCAGGAGUUUCUCCACAAAAGAAAGACAAUUUUCCAAACUAAUCAGUCGCGGCUCUCUCAAAAAGCAUAGAAGAGGCUCGGAGCGCAAGAGCAUAUCAACUACCGCACCUGCGACGCUCUUUCGCCGAGGCUCCGCAUCAUCCAGGAGACGAAGGCACACAGAUGCCCCGCCUCCAUCUCCCGGGUUCCUCGACGUGAAGCAAGACGGAACACUUGAUGACAAUGACCAACCUCGAAAACAAGAGCAAGUGACGUACAUGGAUAUCCUCUUCCGAGCACAGAAGUCUCCUCCCAAUUCCAGGGGGAGAAGAUCUCCAGAAGCCGUUCGUGGCUUCGGACGAACUCGAUCGUCCGGCACCCUCGGUUCAUGCAGCUUCUCGGACAGAUCCCAACCCACCCCUUCAGUCUACUACAUGCGUGCACAGACGUGUUCGUCCUCCAGUGACGGCCGGAACAGCUUCUCCGCAGACGACAGCGAUGAGGAGAUAAUCCAGCUCCCCAGCACUGCAACCUCACGCAUCCAAAUCCAGGCUGUCGACGAUAACAACGUCACCUACAUGAUGGAGAAUACCACACCGAGAAAUGCCUACCGGUUAAUGAACUGGCCACAUGGCACGCAUAGGGCUCUUUCUAGCCGAGGGAGCUCUGUCAUGAGCGCAAACAAGUCGGCCCAUAACUCCCCCAGACACGAACAUCUUAUCCGCAGCACGCGUUCGGUCGAGUCUUAUUGA
Aspergillus pseudoviridinutans is the source of this 2112-nucleotide messenger RNA. RefSeq lists its product as uncharacterized. The transcript has a single exon. The coding region runs from base 1 to 2112 and encodes 703 amino acids. Lineage: Eukaryota; Fungi; Ascomycota; Eurotiomycetes; Eurotiales; Aspergillaceae. The record is from RefSeq and is a predicted model, not a curated record.